Ostreococcus lucimarinus CCE9901 is the source of this 2040-nucleotide messenger RNA. RefSeq lists its product with no specific name. NCBI's taxonomy places the organism in Eukaryota, Viridiplantae, Chlorophyta, Mamiellophyceae, Mamiellales, Bathycoccaceae. The transcript is spliced from 2 exons. Gene Ontology annotation, molecular function: transketolase activity. Gene Ontology annotation, cellular component: cytosol. The record is from RefSeq and is a predicted model, not a curated record. Gene Ontology annotation, biological process: pentose-phosphate shunt. The coding region runs from base 1 to 2040 and encodes 679 amino acids.
AUGAGCGCCAAGGUCGUCACGCGCGCCGCCGUCGCCGCGCCGCCGGGCGUCUCCGCGGACACGGUGAACGACGCGAUCAACACCGUGCGAUUUUUGGCGAUCGACGCGAUCAACAAGUCCAACUCCGGUCACCCCGGCUUGCCGAUGGGCUGCGCGCCGAUGGGCUACGUGAUUUUCCGCGAAGCGAUGACGCACAACCCGAAGAACACGAAGUGGUUCAACCGCGAUCGAUUCGUGCUGUCCGCGGGACACGGGUGCAUGCUGCAGUACUCUUUGAUGCAUUUGACCGGUUACCCGAGCGUUUCGAUUGAAGACAUCAAGCAGUUCCGUCAGUGGGACUCCAAGACCCCGGGUCACCCGGAGAACUUCAUCACCGACGGCAUCGAAGUCACCACGGGCCCGCUCGGUAUGGGUAUUUGCAACGCCGUCGGUCUCGCGAUGGUCGAGAAGCACCUCGCCGGUCGAUUCAACAAGCCGGAUUGCGAAAUCGUCGAUCACUACACGUACUGCGUCAUGGGCGACGGCUGCAACAUGGAGGGCAUGUCCGGCGAAGGCGCGUCCCUCGCCGGUCACUGGGGCCUCGGCAAGUUGAUUGUCUUCUAUGACGACAACCACAUCUCCAUCGAUGGUCACACCGACAUCUCCUUCACGGAAGACGUCGUCGCGCGCUUCAACGCGUACGGCUGGCACACGCAACACGUCGAGAACGGUAACACCGACGUCGACUCGAUUCGCGCCGCCGUCAACGCCGCCAAGGCUGACCCGCGCCCGUCGCUCAUCAAGGUGACCACCUUGAUUGGCUACGGUUCCCCGAACAAGUCCAACACCCACGACGUGCACGGCGCGCCGCUCGGUAAGGAUGAAACCGCCGCGACUCGCGAAAACUUGAAGUGGAAGUACGGCGAAUUCGAAGUUCCGGAAGCCGUCAAGGCGUACAUGGAUUGCUCCGAAAAGGGCACCGCCGCCGAAGCCGAAUGGAACGCCAAGUGGGCCACCUACAAGAGCAAGUACGCCGAAGAUGCGGCCGAGCUCGAGUCCAUCAUGUCCGGCAAGUUGCCGUCUGGCUGGGAAAAGUCUCUCCCGACGUUCACGCCGGAGGACAAGGGUGUCGCCACGCGCAUCCACUCCCAAACCAUGCUCAACGCCCUCGGUGGCGCGAUCCCGGGUUUCAUGGGUGGUUCCGCCGAUCUUGCGCCGUCCAACAUGACGUUGAUGAAGCAAUUCGGUGACUUCCAAAAGGACACCCCGGCCGAGCGCAAUGUUCGCUUCGGCGUCCGCGAGCACGGUAUGGGUGCCAUCGCCAACGGCAUGAAGCUCCACUCCCCGGGUAUCAUUCCGUACUGCGCGACCUUCUUCAUCUUCACCGACUACAUGCGUUGCGCCAUGCGCAUCGCCGCGCUCUCCCAAGCCGGUACCAUCUUCGUCAUGACGCACGAUUCCAUCGGCGUCGGCGAGGACGGCCCGACUCACCAGCCGAUUGAGCACGUCGCGUCCUUCCGCGCCAUGCCGGGUAUGGACAUGGCUCGCCCGGCCGACGGCAACGAGACCGCCGCCAUGUACAAGAUGGCUGUCGAAAACUCGAUGAACGGUGCCCCGACUACGUUGGCGCUCUCCCGCCAAGUCGUGCCGAACCUUGCGGGUACCUCCAUGGAAGGCGCCGCCAAGGGUGCGUACGUCGUCCAAGGCGCCGCCGCUGGCGAAGCGUGCGACGUGAUCCUCAUCGGUACCGGUACCGAACUCGAACUCGCGUGCCAAGCUGGUGCCGAGCUCGAAUCUAAGGGUAAGAAGGUUCGCGUUGUCUCCAUGCCGUGCUGGGAAGCCUUCGAGCGCCAACCGGCCGCCUACCAAGAGUCCGUCUUGCCGGCUGCCAUGCGCGCGAAGACCGUCUCCAUCGAGGCGGGCACCACGUUCGGCUGGGCUAAGUACGCCGGCGCUUCCAUCGGACAUGACGAUUUCGGCGCUUCGGCACCGGCCCCGAUUCUGUACAAGCAGUUCGGAAUCACUGCCGAUGCCAUGGCCGCGAAGGCGAUGUCGUUGUAA